This is a messenger RNA of Penaeus chinensis, 3779 nucleotides long. RefSeq names its product longitudinals lacking protein, isoforms H/M/V-like. The coding region runs from base 161 to 1717 and encodes 518 amino acids. Gene Ontology annotation, molecular function: protein binding. The transcript has 8 exons. Gene Ontology annotation, biological process: regulation of transcription by RNA polymerase II. The record is from RefSeq and is a predicted model, not a curated record. NCBI's taxonomy places the organism in Eukaryota, Metazoa, Arthropoda, Malacostraca, Decapoda, Penaeidae. Gene Ontology annotation, cellular component: nucleus.
UGCUUGUCCCGAGAUGAUGGUUGUCUUUUGGGCCGGAAAUGGGCCAGUUGCAGGGUCGUUUCCCCUCGGACGACCCGGCCUGUUGGAUAAUAGAGUGUUUUAGUCAAGUACCGAGGCUCCUGCGGCGAAACUUGAGGGUUGUUUUGGCCUAGUAAAGAAGAUGGAUAGUGGGUUGUUAUCUCUGAAGUGGAACAACCAUGGAUCUACGUUUUUCCAUGUCUUGUCAACAAUAAGGAGAAAGGAGUCCUAUUGUGAUGUGACGCUGGCCUGCGAUGGCAAAUUCUACCCUGUGCAUAAACUGGUUCUAUCUACAUGUAGUGAAUAUUUUGAGGAAAUAUUUAAUAGAACUCAGUGCAAACAUCCUGUGAUAGUGCUAAAAGAUAUAAAACAUGAAGAGCUUGAAGCUCUUCUUAAUUAUAUGUACCUAGGGGAAGUAAAUGUUUUACAAGCAGAUUUAGCUGGACUAAUAAAAGCUGCUGAGUGUUUAAGAAUUAAAGGACUGGCUGUGCCAGAUGAAGCCCCAACAUCUAAAAGUGCAACUAAAGACAGUAAAAGGAGCGCGAGCUCCAGAGACAGUAGUCCACCACACAACAAAAGAGUGCGACACGAUGAAGAGAGUCGAAGGACGUCCAUUUCUGGUCAGAACCUGGAGGAUCCCAGGAGCCUUAGAGAACCCCCUUCUAGAGAGUCGAGAGAUAUAGCACGUCCAAACACAGGGAGGCUUGCGUCUCCAUCUUCCGGCGAAGGGUUUGCCAAUUCCGCUUUCACCCAGUCUGGUCAUAAUCAAGAAAAUAAUAGAGACAGCAGAGGUCCCACGCCCGAUGCUGAAAGACAGAAGGAGUCAAGACAAAAAGAAGUGCCACAAACUUCAUCCCCUAGUCAUGUAGAGGUGCUUGUACAGGAUGAACCAGUAGUCAAAACAGAAGUGUUAGAGGAACCUAAGGCAGAAGAGGAAAAUGAAGAGGAUGUCAUGAACUCUGAUAAUAGUAUGGCGUAUGACCAACUGGCAUCAGGCAUGCAAGGUGACGGGGUAUCAGAAAGUCAGCAAAGUUUUGAUCCUCAAGUUUUGACGUCACAACCACAAACUAUGGAAGAGCUGGUUGCACAAGCCAUGCCAGGGACUUCUGGUAUACAGGGGGACUCCAUGGUUGGGUGGGGUGCAGGUCAGGGUGGAGGAGGCGGGGGUGACCUGUCUAGGUUUUCCCUCGAGGCAUUCCAGCUUGAAGAUUCCCAGAGUGGCUCGCAGGGGUCGACGCAGCAACAGAUGGGUGGUGGAAGCAAGUCAGCAGUGUGGGCGAGAGCCUUGUCUGGUCAGUCCCUCGGAGCAAGCCACCAGUGCACCUUCUGCCCAAAACGAUUCUUUCUGCGGUCUGACUUGACGAGGCACCUGCGCACCCACACAGGGGAGAAACCCUUCAAGUGCCCAUACUGUGAGCACAGUACAGCCAUCAAAUACAACCUUAAGAAGCAUCUCAUCAGCCGUCACAGUGUGGUCGAACAAGGCAUUAAACUGGAGGCGAUCCAAGGGGACGGGAGGAGUUUCUUCUGGGCUGACGCCAGGGUUGCCAUCAGGACUGCCAACUGUCAUGCCAUCAGCAGUAUCGCCAGGACUGUCGGGAGGAGGACCUCACAUUUGCCACUAUUGUUCCCGACCAUUCUACUUACGGUCAGACCUAACACGGCACCUGAGAAUCCAUACAGGAGAGAAGCCCUUUAGGUGUCCUUAUUGUGAACACACGACAGCCAGGAAAUCCAGUUUGAAAAAGCAUUUAUUAAGCAAGCACACCCAAAUUGCCAAUAGUUGAGUUUAGGAAUUUUUAUAUAAAUAUAUAUAUAUCUUGCUAAUGUUUACAAGAGAAUGAAGUUUUUCAUUUCAAAAUUUAAGAUCUGUUUUAAGCAAAUUCUUAUUUUUUUUAACAUUUGUACUCAUGAUUAGCAUUGCUACUAAUACCAAAGAAUUUUUAAUAUUACAAUUUUUAUGUGAUGGAAUGUCAUAAAUGUACUUAAUUAGAGUCCACAAAUACAAUUAGCAUCACUUCCUCUGCAAUGAAUAUGUAAGGUUAUCUUUUUUGUAUAUUUUACUUUGAACUUGAGUUUUAUUAUACACAGACUCCAAGGUCAUUGUUUAAGUUAUUGCAGAUAAGAUUUAUUGAUGCCAUCAUGCCAUACUAGUUUACAAAAAAAAUGUUUUGUUAUUUUCAUAACCCCCAAAAUAUACAAAGAUCAUCUUAUCUGCAUAGCAUACAAAUUGUAUGAAUUCCUUUGAAAUGUACGUUCUGAAUUUGAGAAUGUAUCUUGGUGUCAUAUUUUUUUCCCAAUCUCAAAAUACACUUAUAUCCAAGAGGGUCACUUUGUUUGUGUGUAUAUAAUUUAUAUAUCAAAGGUAGGGUAUUAUUUGGCAUUAUCUUCCACUUCUUUUUACAUUUCUGUGAAGUCUUUCAUCUUGGCAGAUUUUACAAAUAGGCUCCAGUGUAAACUGCUGUCAUUAUUAUGAUAAGAGAGUUAAGAGUUGUGGGGAAGAAAGAAUUUUAAAGAUUUUUUCUUUGCCUUUAGUGCUAUAGUUGUAUAAUUCAUUAUUAUGCCAUAUUUGUCACUAUUAUUUUUAGUAAUGUCUUCUGACUGCAUUAUGAUAUUUGCAGCUCAACAGUACACUAAAAUGCACUCCUUUUAAUAUGUGUUUUAGUCCAUUCCUUCUGGAACAUGACUGACAAAAUUUUAUGCAGCACACACACACACACACACACACACACACACACACACACACACACACACACACACACACACACACACACACACACACACACACACACACACACUCUCUCUCUCUCUCUCUCUCUCUCUCUCUCUCUCUCUCUCUCUCUCUCUCUCUCUCUCUCUCUCUCUCUCUCUCUCUCUCUCUCUCUCUCUCCUUAUUUUCUUCAUCCCAUAGAUUUUUAAGAAUUAUACUAUUUGGUCAGAAGUUUAGUCUUCAUUAAUAUUGAUAUUACGUUUAUUUUUUUAAAACAUAGUAUUGCUGUGAUAUUGAAAUUUCACUCUUUUGGAACCCACAACACCAGCAAUUUAUCGUCUUAAUUAUUGGAGAUAAAUUCUCCCUCUCCCUCUCUCCCCCCCCUCCCUCUCCCUCCCUCCCAACAAGUCACUGAUCUAACCUACAUUAGGCAAUUUCCCCUCAAAAAUAUAAUGAAUGACCUUAGAGGAGUCACUUCCUCAAAGCCAUGUUUGCUGGUACACAUUUUAUAGGUUAGCUUUACUUAUAUCUUGCUUUCUCCUCCUCUACCUCCUCCUUGUCCUUGUCCUUCUUCCUGUUUUAUUCUUUUUACCCUUUUUACCAUUCACACAUUUUAUGAAGUGUACAUAGAUAUUUAAUUUUUGGGCAUCUCCUUUUAAUAUGUAAAUGAGAACAUUUACGUUAUUCACAGGCUUUUUCUAACACUUUAUAUUAAUUAGUUUUAUGAAUAUUGUCUGUAUACUGGAUACUUAUUCAUUUUCUGUAGCAGCUUUUAUUAAUAAGUUGUAAUCAGUUUUGUCUUUCAUAUGCAUGUUAUUCAGAGUUUUAGGGAAAAUAUAUUAUUUUAACCAAUCUAUUUGAAUGUUAUUUUUUCUCUCUCUCUCUCUCUGUCUUAAUGGUUAGUAGAUAUCUCAAAAAGCAAUAUGUGUUUAUUUUGUAAGACUUGAUGAUAAGUCUAGAGUAUUUUAUUUGUUGUAAUAUUUGUAAUUAUAUGGAACACAAUUUGGAAUAUGAAAUUAAAGUGAAAGCAACAGAAGUAGUCAUGAAGAAA